AACUUGAUACCCUUCACAAAAUCAGAUUCCUUGACCCGUCUCUCCUCUCUUACCCAGAGAAUAUUUCCUCUGCUUUUGAUUAUUUUAAUGAAAACAUUUUGUUCUCAUUCCGUUCCCUUCAAGUAUUUAAGAACUCCAUCGUUUAAAGCAAAACCGUUUCACCAUUUUCUGGGAAAACCAUUAUUUUACUGUUCUGUAUAAUUACAAUAUAUGUGUAUGUAUGUAUACAUUGGACAACUCCUGGUUUCUGCAUAUGAAGGUUGGUCACAGGGAGGCCUUUCAGAGAGAAGGCAAAAUCCCAAACUGAAAAAAAAAAAAAAACCCUUCGAUCUUUCCUGAGUCUAAUCCAAAGCCCAUCUUUCAGAAUCCCCCAAAAAUCUGUCCUAAGCCCCAGGAUGAUUUGAUCCCAAAAUGCGUUCACCCACAAAACCCUUUCCCCUCCUCUGUCUUUUCCUGGGCUUCUAUGCCAAUCUUGAGCAUCUCCCAGUUGCUGAAUCUGCAUCUGAUUACACCACCUUGGCAUACAAGGGCUGUGCAAAACAGGUUUUUUCGGAUCCAACAGGGGUUUACUCGCAGGCCAUUUCAGCCCUUUUUGGCUCCCUGCUUUCACAGUCCUCCAAAGCCAAGUUCUUCAAGACCACCACCGGCAGUGGCCAAACCACCAUUUCUGGCCUCUUCCAGUGCAGAGGUGACCUUAGUAAUGCUGAUUGCUACAACUGUGUGAGCAAGCUCCCAAUCCUAAUAGACAAGCUCUGUGGCCAGCCCAUUGCUGCUAGAAUCCAGCUCUUGGGCUGCUACAUGCGCUAUGAAAUUGCUGGUUUUGCUCAAGUUUCUGGAGUGGAGAUGCUUUACAAGACUUGUAGUGGGAAGAACAGUGCAGGGAGUGGGUUUGAAGAGAGGAGAGACACUGCUCUAUCAGCAUUGGUGAAUGGUAUGGGUAGUGGCAACGGCUUCUAUGCCACAAGCUAUGAUUCUCUCUAUGUUUUGGGCCAAUGUGAGGGGGAUUUGGGCACUGCAGAUUGUGGUGAGUGUGUAAAGAGUGCUGUCCAGAGAUCGCAGGUUGAAUGUGGAAGCUCCAUCACGGGCCAAGUCUAUCUCAACAAGUGCUUUGUUAGCUACAGUUACUACCCAAAUGGGGCCCCCAAGAAAUCAUCUUCAUCAGCUGAUUCUAUAUCUUCUCCAUCAGGGGCAGGGCAAACUACAGGGAAGACAGUGGCUAUUAUAUUAGGAGGAGCAGCAGGAGUGGGAUUUGUAGUAAUUUGUAUGAUGUUUGCAAGAAAUUUGAUGAAGAAACAUGAUGAUUACUGAAAGGGAGAAGAUAGACACAAAGAACCAAAGCUCAUGUUAAGGUGGAUUCUUUCCUUCUAUCUUUUCUUUCCCAUUUAUCAAAGAGGGGUUUUGUGGUGCAGAAAUGGAGAGAGCUAACUAUGGAAUUUUCUUUUUCUUUGAGAGAGAGAGAGAGAGAGAGGAGUGAAUGAAAGUAAGAAUGAAACUGAGAAUGUUGAAAUGUAAGAAUGAGUGUUUGUGAAUUUUCAAAUGGUGAAAAAAGUUGAGCUGUUAAAUUU
This is a messenger RNA of Diospyros lotus (date-plum), 1565 nucleotides long. Its product is annotated as plasmodesmata-located protein 2. NCBI's taxonomy places the organism in Eukaryota, Viridiplantae, Streptophyta, Magnoliopsida, Ericales, Ebenaceae. Gene Ontology annotation, biological process: transport of virus in multicellular host; plasmodesmata-mediated intercellular transport. The transcript is spliced from 3 exons. Gene Ontology annotation, cellular component: plasmodesma. The record is from RefSeq and is a predicted model, not a curated record. The coding region runs from base 412 to 1308 and encodes 298 amino acids.